GCACCCCUAUACGUUUAUGAUAGAAAAUGUUUUAUUUUCCAGCUGAGGCCCUUGCACAUGAUGGAUCGAGCUGUACCUAAACAGAGCCAACUGUGUGGCUCUUGGGAAAUGAAGGAAAAGCUUGGGAUGGGAGGCUUCGGCCAGGUCUACCUGUACCAGCACCUUGAGUCCAGUGAGAAGAUUGCUGUGAAACUGUGCCGCCUGGAGCUGAGCAGCAAGAACAGAGACUGGUGGAGCAGAGAGAUCCAGAUCAUGAGAAAGCUGAACCAUGUGAAUAUUGUUAAAGCCAGAGAAGUUCCAGACGAGUUAAACUCAAUUGCUUUAAAUGACCUGCCGCUGCUGGCCAUGGAGUACUGCUCCAAAGGAGACCUACGCAAGGUGCUGAAUAAACCUGAAAAUUGUUGUGGGCUAAAAGAAAGUGAAGUCCUCUUGCUGCUCAGUGAUAUGGGUUCUGGUGUUCAGUAUCUUCAUGACAAUAAAAUCAUUCACAGAGACCUAAAACCAGAGAAUAUAGUCCUGCAAGAAAUUGAUGGAAAGAUUGUCCAUAAAGUCAUAGACCUGGGCUAUGCCAAAGAUCUGGAUCAAGGCAGUCUUUGUACAUCCUUCGUUGGAACUCUUCAGUAUUUGGCUCCAGAGCUGUUCGAGAGUAAACCGUACACUGUAAGUGUGGACUACUGGAGCUUUGGGACGGUUAUUUUUGAAUGCAUUUGUGGCUUUCGGCCAUUUCUCCAUAACAUGCAGCCAGUACACUGGACAAGCAAAGUCAAGAACAAAGGACCUAAAGACAUCAUGGCAGUAGAGGACAUGAAUGGAGAAGUUCGAUUCUCAACACGUCUGCCAUAUCCCAACAAUCUCAGCAGAGUGCUGCUGGAACCGGUCGAGUCCAUUCUUCAGAUGGUGUUGCUGUGGGAUCCUGCAGUCCGUGGUGGAGGGCUCGAUCCUGAAACAAACAAGCCAUACUUCUACACCACUCUGCAGAAUAUUCUCAGCAUGAAGGUUAUGCAUGUUUUGGACAUGACGUCAGCCCAGCUGCACUCAAUGGUUUUGGGUGGUGAGGAAAGUUUGCUCUCCCUGCAGCUUCGUCUGGAGAUACACACCCAGGCACACAUCCCCCCACUGAGCCAGGAGCUGCUGCUGGAGACAGGAAUGUCUCUCGACCCGAGGUGGCCGCCAGCUCAUUGUCUUCCGGAAGGUUUGCGUGGCUGGGACACCUUCAUAGUGUUCCUGUUUGAUAAGAGCCUUACCAAGUAUUCUGGACCACUGACAGCCAGACCUCUGCCAGACAGUGUUAACUUUAUAGUCAGGGAAACGAGGACGCAGCUGCCUCUGUCUGCUCUCAGAAAGGUGUGGGGUGAAGCAGUCAGCUACGUGUGCGGACUGAAGGAGGACUACCUCCGCCUGUACCAGGGACAGAGAGCUGCCAUACUUAGCCUCCUGCGAUACAACACCAACUUAACGCGGUUCAAGAACGUGCUGCUUUCAGAGUCGCAGCAGCUCCGAGCCAAACUGGCCAUCUUUAAAACCAGCAUCCAGCACGAUCUUGAGCAGUACACCCAGCAGAUGAACACUGGCAUCUCUUCUGAAAAAAUGCUGAAGACGUGGCAAGAAAAUGAAAAGAAGGCUGAUGACUUCACAGAGGUUGCAGAUGUGAGUCGUCUUGAUGACGAGAUAGUCGCUCUGCACUCCGAGAUCGUGGAGCUGCAGAGGAGUCCGUUUGCCAGGAGACAAGGAGAUGUGAUGCAAAAGCUUGAAGAUAAAGCUAUUGAACUCUACAAGCAACUAAAGGCUAAAUGCAAAAGUCCUGACCCUCCGCAUGGCUACAGUGACAGCUCAGACAUGGUGAGGACGAUACUCCAGAUGGUUCAGAACCAGGACAGAGUGUUAAAAGACCUCUACACUCAUUUGAGUAAAAUCCUGAUAUGUAAGCGACGCAUCGUGGACCUGUUCCCUAAACUGGAUGAGGCGCUUGUGAAAAUAAAAACUGCAAGUGCUGAACUAAUGCAGAUGCAAAUGAAGAGACAGAAGGAGUUCUGGUUCCUUCUGAAGAUUGCUUGUGCCCAAAUUUCUCCAUGUUCAUCUCUUGUGCAACAACCAUCUGACAGUGAAACAGUCAGUAACUUACUGGAUGAAAAUCAGCGUUAUAUGAGUCAUCUCACUUCUCUUCUGCAAGAUGCCACCCAGGAGAUGGAGCACAGUGUUACGGAUCAGGACUGGAGCUGGACUCAGGUUGGAGGAGUGAAAGUCAAGUCUAAGUAGCUUUAUAAAGUCUAAUUUAAUAAGUGCCUG
Molecule: messenger RNA, 2286 nt
Organism: Nematolebias whitei (Rio pearlfish)
Lineage: Eukaryota; Metazoa; Chordata; Actinopteri; Cyprinodontiformes; Rivulidae
Product: inhibitor of nuclear factor kappa-B kinase subunit alpha
Exons: 21
Coding region: 58-2256 (732 amino acids)
Biological process (GO): positive regulation of transcription by RNA polymerase II; tumor necrosis factor-mediated signaling pathway; peptidyl-serine phosphorylation
Cellular component (GO): IkappaB kinase complex; cytoplasm
Molecular function (GO): ATP binding; IkappaB kinase activity
Source: RefSeq, a predicted model, not a curated record